Colletotrichum higginsianum IMI 349063 is the source of this 864-nucleotide messenger RNA. RefSeq lists its product as uncharacterized. The record is from RefSeq and is a predicted model, not a curated record. Lineage: Eukaryota; Fungi; Ascomycota; Sordariomycetes; Glomerellales; Glomerellaceae. The transcript has a single exon. Bases 1 to 864 code for a protein of 287 amino acids.
AUGACCCACCCAAGAUUAUCAAAGUGGUUUUCGGGCUCUGCGUACAUCCCGGUGUCGAACCACGACCGAGAUGAACGAGAUGCCGGUGUGACUUACAAGGACGAAGAGGGGGCGACGACGGAACAGGCUCACCUUGGGUCCUCGUCAAAGCCGGCUUCGAGGGAGAUCACUGCCCCGUCAGGCGUUUUCGCUUCUUUCAAGAAUGCCACGCCUUCCUUGAAAGUCAACGGUCUGAUGCUGUUGGGCAUUCUUUGCUUGUUGGGAUUCAUCAUUGCUCUUGCGGUGCCCUCGGCGCAUCAUUCCCACGCGUCGCUUCGAAGGCCCCCCAAACAACACCCGCAUGGGAUGCAACACCACGAGGCACAAGACAGGCCAAAACAAGUGCCUCAUGUGCCCCAAUGCGGCUCAACACCCGUGGAAGCAAAAACGCGUAGCUGCAUGUUUGAGCAGCAACUCGGGGCCUGGGUGCCUCAAGCCUGCGCUUGGAAGGAGAUUGUUGACGAGUUUCUUGACGUGGUCGGCGACAUAUAUGCCGAGUGGUCCUGGUACUGGGAUGCCGACCUCAAGCGCGAGGUGAAUGCGACCAGCAUCCCGGAGCUACAGAACGGCAACUUCUCGGUCAUCUACACAACCUAUCCCCGAGCACAUGAUCUCCAUUGUUUAUACUGCUGGCGGAAGGUCGAAUAUGCACUCGAGCACGGUGUAGAGUGGAUGGACGCCCGGUGUCAUCAAUUCUGGCACACCAAGCACUGCGUUUCUCUCAUUGCGGAAACAUUGACCGACCAGGCUGAGGAACACCGGGGGUUGACUUAUCCCUUGUUGUAUCACGAUUGUGUACCACUCACUUCGACAAAAGAAUCGUGA